Molecule: messenger RNA, 834 nt
Organism: Portunus trituberculatus (swimming crab)
Lineage: Eukaryota; Metazoa; Arthropoda; Malacostraca; Decapoda; Portunidae
Gene: Sf3b5
Product: splicing factor 3B subunit 5-like
Exons: 3
Coding region: 290-547 (85 amino acids)
Biological process (GO): mRNA splicing, via spliceosome
Cellular component (GO): U2 snRNP; precatalytic spliceosome
Source: RefSeq, a predicted model, not a curated record
AUACAUUUAUCAAACGUCGAAAAGUUAAAGCAUUUUGAAUAAUUAACUCACUUUCUAUCUUUUAUUAUUAAUUGAUACCAUAAAAUACAUUCACUGGACCAAAGUAUUAAUAUGGACCAGAAUAAAGCAAGAAGUCACUGAUGUAAAGCUGUAAACCCUUGUCCCUUGUAAACAAACACGCUCUGGCUUGACUGAGUGUUGACUCUUGAGGCGGAGAGGAAGAAGAGGAUAAAGGAAGCUUGUGUGGAAGGAAGUUGUGUUUUGAAGGCGGCGAUUUGAGACCAAGGCGAUGGGUGACCGGUACAACAUUCACUCACAGCUUGAGCAUCUGCAGUCCAAGUACAUUGGCACAGGACAUGCGGACACGGCACAGUUUGAGUGGUGCGUCAACCAGCAGCGUGACACCUACGCCUCCUACAUGGGCCACUUUGAUAUGUUGAACAUGAUCGCCAUCGGAGAGAAUGAGACCAAGGCCAGGGUCCGCUUCAAUAUGAUGGAGAAAAUGGUGCAGCCGUGUGGACCACCACCAGAGAAGAACGAGGACUGAUUUGCUUGUGUUGUCCACUAACUCUGUGUAAGACUGGGAUUAAAACUUAAAAAUUUAGAAAAUGAACCUAAAUGAUGAUGGGAGUGUAAGAGGAUUUCAGGGAUAUUGGGAGAAAUAGAACUUACAUUUAAAUCAGAAAAGAACUUGAAUAUAAAUGGGAAGUAGAACUUGAAUUUGAGUGGGAAAAGAAUGUAGUGUUUGGGAAAAUAAGUUGAUGUCAUGUGAUGAAAUCAAAUGACGUAUAGACCUUUUCUUCAAAUAUUUUAUAAAUAAAGCUUUAAAAGACA